AUGGCCAUCAUUCUUCCUGAAAACUUCGAAUACGUUACCGCUGGCCUGGUGUCAACGGUAUGGGUGCUUUUGUACCAGACGAUGACCGUGUCGAAGCACCGUAAAGCUGCAGGCGUGAAGUACCCUCAAGCGUACGCGGACAAGGCUGAGGCUGAAGCUUCCCUUGCGGCCAAGAAGUUCAAUUGCGCCCAACGUGCCCACCAAAACACACUCGAGAGCAUCCCCCCUCUUUAUGUAUCUGCUCUCAUUACCGCCCUCAAGUACCCCAUCCCCGCCGCCGUUGGCCUUGGUCUCUGGUCGGUCUCCCGCAUCGCUUAUACCGCUGGCUACACCUCUGGAGACCCCGCUAAGAGGAACACCCGAGGAGCUUGGCUCGGCUCGCUGUCUACUUUCGGCUUCCUGCUCACCUCAACCUACCUUGUUGGCCACACUCUCAUUACAAAGCACCUUUAA
Messenger RNA from Pleurotus ostreatus (oyster mushroom), 453 nucleotides. RefSeq lists its product as uncharacterized. The record is from RefSeq and is a predicted model, not a curated record. Gene Ontology annotation, molecular function: glutathione peroxidase activity; glutathione transferase activity. The transcript is spliced from 7 exons. The coding region runs from base 1 to 453 and encodes 150 amino acids. Gene Ontology annotation, cellular component: nuclear envelope; endoplasmic reticulum; membrane. Lineage: Eukaryota; Fungi; Basidiomycota; Agaricomycetes; Agaricales; Pleurotaceae.